Messenger RNA from Knipowitschia caucasica, 2733 nucleotides. The record is from the annotation of a GenBank genome assembly. Lineage: Eukaryota; Metazoa; Chordata; Actinopteri; Gobiiformes; Gobiidae.
AUGGCAGACAGCGCGGAGCAGCAAGUGACUUCUACCACUUUACUCAGCGACGCAGGCCACCACUACGAACCGGAGCCGGAACCAGAGCUGGACCAGCCCAAAGCGGACCACUUCAGCCUGGACGACAUUGUGGACCUGGUGGGGGGUGCCCAGGACGCGUUAGAGAGACACAUGGCGGAAGACAGUGCGCCACAGGAGCCCACACAAACUUUGGCCCCGGAGGAACCACCGACGUUAGAGGAACCUGUGGAGGCGGCUGUGAGAGAGGCCGAACCGGUGGUGCUGCCCGAGGCCACUCCAGAGCCAGUGGUGGUCCCAGAGCCAGUGGUGGUCCCAGAACCAGAACCUGCACCCAUUACUGUACCCGAACCCACAAAGGAGGUAGUUCCUGAGCCUGCACCAGAACCAGAGCCCACCCCAGUGCAAGAGGCGGCUCUCCCAGACUCCACGACCCCGUCUAUAGUCCCUGAAGUCCGGCCUGUAGUUGUGGAGGAGCCCGUGGUGGUGGCCCCUAAAGCUGAAGCCGAGGUUACAUGGUCUGCCCCUGCCCCUGCCCCUGCCCCUGCCCCUGCCCCUGCCCCUGCCCCAGCCCCUGCCCCUGCCCCUGCCCCAGCCCCUGCCCCUGCCCCUGCCCCUGCCCCUGCCCCUGCCCCUGCCCCUGCCCCUGCCCCAGCCCCUGCCCCUGCCCCAGCCCCUGCCCCUGCCCCUGCCCCAGCCCCUGCCCCUGCCCCUGCCCCAGCCCCUGCCCCUGCCCCAGUGAGCGACGCCCUCCCCGUGGUUGAAUCCCACACCGAAGCACCAGCCCCUGCACAGACAGAAGAGCAGCCUGCAGAGGAACCACCGGCUCCAGCAGCAUAUGUACCUUCUCCUCUUAAAGCUCAGCUUCAGCCUCUGAUGCAAUUCCCUGCAGAGCUCUCGCUGACAGAGAGUCCCAACCAACCCCCUGCUUCAGGAUUUGCUGCAUCUUUGGGCUCCUUCACCACUCAACCCCCUACUGCCCAUUCCAAGAACAUGCCUUGGGAGGGUGAAGACCGUAGUCAGAAUAAGACCGACCUUCUAGACACGCUAGCUGGCCCUUACCUGAGUUUAGGGAAGGAUCCGGUCGGUCAUAAUCCCUGCGAGGACAGCGGCGUUUCAUUCUCGCCAGAGGAGAAGAUGGCUAGCUCAGGCAGGUCCUCCACUGGCCCCUCCCCCGUGACCCCUCAGAUGAUGCUUCCAGAGUCUGACCUUACUUCCUCUAACCCAACAGAGCACUGGGAUUCACCUUUCCUAACAUCUCAAGACAACUCCAAAAACAACAUGGAUCCAUUUUCUAAAGAAACCACUCCAAUUGGCUCGCAGUAUGAGUCUGACCUUCCAGGCAACAACUCUGACGAAGAUGACGACCUGAUGAGUGAUAUGAAGAAAAACAAUAACCCUUUCGAUGGCUUCUCGCCCCUGGCAGACAGUGGCUAUUCCCAUUUUGGCGAGACAAAGUCUGACAGUCGGAACCCCAAAAUGUCUGAAAGUCCGACCCCUGAUCUUGUGCAGUACGGGCAGACGGGGGAGAGCCUUGACAGCCCUCCGUCUUUUCUUGAUGAGGCAGAUAUCUUUGACUCUGGAAAGAUGGCCACUGGCUCCUUCAUGCAGUCGAUGGAUCAGUUCUCAUCCUGUGUGAAAGACCGCUCUUCUGAUUUGAAGGAUGAGGAGGAAGACAAGAUGGAGGAUGACUUGGUCCCACCUGCUUCUCUCCCAGACAUUCUGAAGUCUUCCCCACUGAAUCCUGACAAAAUGGACUCUGGCUCCUCCGAGGGCACCCCCGAAGACCAGAGUCCUAUCCUUGUACGCAAGAUGAUGGAGUCCCCCAACCCCCCAAUCAACCUUUCCAUCAAGCCUUUUGCUUUAGAAGGGAAAGUGUCUCUGCUGAAGGAGAUGGCUGAAGAGAUGGAAGGAAAAAAAGAGCAUACAAAUGUGGUCGAUGAGAAGGCCUUUGAUGCUUUCGACCUUGUUAAACAGGCAGAAUCUACAAAAGUCAAAGAAGAACCAGUGAAAAUAGAACAGAAAGAUUGGUUUUCUGGCUUUGAUUCGCCCAAAAAGCCUGACAACUUGGAGCCGCUUGAUUUUAAAAGUAAAAAACACACUGGUGAGGAUUCAGAUUCUGAUUGUCCGACUGCUGAUUCACUCUCUCCAGUCUUGGAAGCCAUGGGCAAAAAUCCAGCUAGUUUUCAGGUGGAAACAGAUAAAAAGGACAUAAAAAUGGAGGAAGCAGAAGGGGCAGAGGAGGUCUCAGAGCAUGAGGUUUCUUCAGAGGAGUUUGAAUUCAUCGAGAGGCCUCCCAGGGGCGUUAUCGACGAGUUUCUGGAAGCGCUCGACACUUCCAAGUUUGCGUCCUCUAAAACACCCGAAAUCCCAAUGGAUGAUGACCUCACCUUUGGCAGGAAGGAAGAAAGUCCUGCUUCAGUUCCGCCUCCCUCAAAGGCGUCCCUUCUGAUGGACGACGAGGUCUCGAGUCAGAGCUCCUACCUCCUCCUCUCGCAGUCGUCCCCCCAGAAGAGCAAGGCAGAGCUGGAGAAGCUUAACAUCCAGCAGCCCCCUCCCAAAGCCCCCAUCACCCACUCCCCAGCCCAAAACGCAGAGGCAGGCAGUGCCAAGAAGAGCGCUCUGUUUAAGAUGCCAAACGUGAACAUAAAAACAGUUCUUCCCCAGUCAAAGAACCUUCCCACCCGUCCAGACUCCACCUCCUUAUCCCUGUAA